UACAUAUAUACAGCAAAAUCAUUUAAGACUAAGGAAAACAUGAAAGUUGUUUACUUCGUUGUUGCCAUCUUGGCUGUGACAUCCUCCGUUGUCUCUGCCUAUGACCCAAGUCCUCUACAAGAUUUUUGCGUGGCAGUCAAGGAAAUUGAUGGUGUGUUUGUGAAUGGAAAGUUCUGCAAAGAUCCUAAACUUGUGAAAGCUGAGGAUUUCUUCGAACACGUGGAUCCUGCGAACACUAACAAUCCACUUGGUUCACAAGUGACUCCUGUAUUUGUUGAUCAACUACCAGGGCUAAACACACUUGGCAUAGCUUUGGCUCGCAUAGAUUUUGCACCAAAGGGUUUAAACCCUCCUCACACUCACCCUCGUGCCACAGAAAUUCUUAUAGUCCUUGAGGGAACUCUCUACGUUGGAUUUGUGUCAUCCAAUCAAGAUGGAAAUCGUCUCUUUACUAAAGUGCUAAACAAGGGUGAUGUGUUUGUGUUCCCAAUUGGUCUCAUUCAUUUCCAAUUGAAUGUGGGGUAUGGAAAUGCAGUUGCCAUUGCUGGUCUCAGCAGCCAAAAUCCAGGAACUAUCAUUAUUGCAAAUGCUUUGCUUAAAGCUACUCCACCUAUUUCUGGAGAGGUUCUAACCAAAGCUUUCCAGAUUGACCAAAAUACACUUGAUUAUCUUCUAAAACAAUCUUGGUAUGACAACAACUAAGUGUGGAGUGUGGAUCGGAUGGUCAAUUUUCUCUGAUUGGAUAAAUGUCUCUUAAUAAUCUUAAACAAUUGUCCAUCUCUGAAUAAUUAUCACUAUAAUAAAUAUUAUACGUGUGUUAUAUUAAUAUACUUUGUGUUUGUUCAAUAUAUUUAUUGUCCAUCUCCAAAUAAUUAUCACUUUAAUAAAUA
Molecule: messenger RNA, 890 nt
Organism: Cajanus cajan (pigeon pea)
Lineage: Eukaryota; Viridiplantae; Streptophyta; Magnoliopsida; Fabales; Fabaceae
Product: germin-like protein subfamily 1 member 7
Molecular function (GO): manganese ion binding
Source: RefSeq, a predicted model, not a curated record